Molecule: messenger RNA, 4417 nt
Organism: Mya arenaria
Lineage: Eukaryota; Metazoa; Mollusca; Bivalvia; Myida; Myidae
Product: uridine phosphorylase 2-like
Exons: 8
Coding region: 290-1249 (319 amino acids)
Biological process (GO): nucleotide catabolic process; uridine catabolic process
Cellular component (GO): cytoplasm; cytosol
Molecular function (GO): uridine phosphorylase activity
Source: RefSeq, a predicted model, not a curated record
CAGAUGGUACGAAUUCAGUCCCCAGCAAAACCAUCCUUCACAUUGCAAUAUCGAUUUCAUCACAAAGUCAGAAUCAUUAGGUAUUCACAUAUUUAUGGUAGCCACAGUGUGUUGUAUUUUGUUCCAUAAAUUGAACACUGCUGGACAUUACAACAACUGUUGAAAGUGAAAGUGAAAGUUAACAGGUGAAACUAUCAUAACUAUUUAUAAGAUUCCUGGAUUAGAAAAAAUAAUAAAGUUUUUGAGUCAUUUCUGUUUGUUUUUUUAAUUUUCGUACUUUGACUCAAAGAUGUCUGAGUUCCCGAAGUUCCUGGACCUGGAUAUAGAAAAAGAUAUCUCUGGACGUAUAACACCCAGGGAUGGCCCCAUUACGCUGCGUAAUCCCCACAUCCCGAAACUUAAAGAAGAUGUCCUCUACCAUCUUAACCUCAGUGACAAGGCCAACGACCUUCCAGCUAUGUUUGGAGAUGUCAAGUUUGUGUGUUUCGGUGGAUCCCCCAAAAGAAUGGAGAAGUUUGCGCAGUUCAUGGUCGGUCAGCUGAACGAGAAGAUUCCGGCGGGCAUGACACUGUCCGACAUUUCCCACGGCUCAGACCGAUAUGUGCUGUAUAAAGUGGGGCCUGUACUGUCUGUUAGUCAUGGUAUGGGUAUCCCAUCCCUAUCCAUUGUAUUCCACGAGGUGUUGAAGAUGUUGUAUCACGCUGAUUGUAAGGAUGUUAAGUUCUUCCGGCUCGGAACAAGUGGAGGAUUAGGUUUGGAACCAGGCACGGUUGUGAUCACAGAUGCUGCUGUAGACGGUCUCCUGAGACCUUAUAUGGAAGUGGCCACACUAGGCAUGAUUCUGCAGCACCCGGCAUUCCUGGAUCGGGACCUAUGUGAACAAUUACAGGAGAUUGGUACCAAGAACCAGCAAUAUGAAACUGUUAUAGGAAAGACUAUGUGUACCUAUGACUUUUAUGAAGGUCAGGCAAGGCUGGAUGGAGCGUUCUGUGACUUUACCGAGGAAGACAAAAUGGCUUUCCUGAAGAGGAUCCAUGACCGUGGCGUCCUGAACAUCGAGAUGGAGUCACUCUGCUUUGCUGCGAUGGCGCACAGGGCGGCAGUUAAAAGCGCAAUCAUCUGCUGUACGAUAGUGGACCGAUUGAAGAGCGAUCAGAUCACAGCCUCACAUGAGACGCUCGAGGAAUGGCAGGAGCGACCCCAGAAAAUUGUCGCCAAGUUUAUACGGAAACAGCUCGGCAUAGAGUAAAGUGGUGCUUAGCAGGGUGCUGUUUUCAGCUUUUGGAGGAGCUAUAUUGAAUAGACACUGCUAUAAAAGUUGUUAUUAUUAGUGUUCGUUGAACGAAGUCUUGUGAAAAUUCUUGAUAUUUUUAUCGUUAUGUUUUAUACUCACAUUGAUAAAUACAUUUGUUUACUUUUUUGAUAAACAUUCCAAAUGUGCAAAUCAUGAUAUAUUGUGUAUCGAUGCCUAAUAUACAUGAAACGGUGAAAUCGAUUUGUCAAAUUAAAAAAUCUUAAAUGAAAUUCAAAAAAUCAUAAAUCAAAAUAUUCACCUUAGACACGUAAGUAAGGGUGUUUUUAACACUAGCUAACAAAUGCAUAGUUUUGUGUACAGCUUCAACAACAUAGCUUUUGCAUGUAGCCAUUAUUUCUGAAUUUGUUCAAAACAAUGAUACCGAAGAUGGUUGAUUGCCUGUUUUAACUAAAUGGUGUUUCAACAGACAUGUUGGGUCACUGUCCGCCAUGUGUGUGUAUUUUUAAAAUUAAGUAAGCUAGCUUUCGGAUGAAACGAGCUGACGAAACCACCUACGGAGAGGGUUUCAGUAGAUUUAAAAACUUAAGUUUCGGGUUCUGUAAAACCAACGAUAAAACUGUUUUUCAUUUUUUUUUUUAACUUUUACAACAAAUUUAAACCAAAUCUAGUUUAUUAUUAACAAAACGCCAUAAUCUUUGAAUCUACCAUGAAAAGGAUGUUAGGCUUUGUUAAAAUUGUUUUUUAUUUACACAAUUUCAUGUCAAAUUGUAGUAUGUAUGCCAACUGUAGAAAUCCUUGAUCUGAGUUGCUUUGAACCUGUACUCUCACAGAUUGACAGGUUUGACAGUUGUUUUUUUUUUGUUUUAGAAUAAGCUGAUUUCUGCGUUUAUGUCUUCAAUUCAGUAAUAUAUAAGAUAACUCACAAUAGAACAUAUCUGAAUUGUAACAAAACAGCCGAAAAUUCAUUUGCGAUCUUAUCUUUUGUCAGCUGUUCUAUGUUUCUGGAUUCCAGUCAUUUACGCAAAAGAUGGCUCAUUCCAAGACAAAAAUAAAAGAAGUUGUCAAAACUGUCAAUCUGUGAGAGUGCAGCUUAUACAUAUUUUCAAGUUAUUAGCCGCAUCUUGUCUUUUGCUUUAUUGCUUUUAAUCUAUGCCUGUAUUUUAUUGAUAAUGAAGUUUGAUGGUAGACAUUAGCCUCUCACCUGCGGCAUUUUCUUAUUUUCAUAGCCCGUCAUAAUGAAAUCAGUACAGCAGCAAAUGGUAUAAAACUUGGAUAAGUUUUCCAUAUGUUAUGGCCUGUUUGCACAUUAAAUGAUUUGGUCAAUUUUUAUUAUUGGAUAAAUAUGGACCAAUCAAUAAAGACUUGACCAUUUUUAUACAAUUGCCUGCUAGUUUCUAUCCAGAAAAUCCACUUGAGCUUGGUUAGUGUCAGCCAAUUGUUGAACGAGAGGGUAAGAGUCUAGUGGUUUGGGUGUUCAUUUGCCACUCACCCAAUAGCUUGUGGGUUUUCCUACUAAGGGGUUGACGCUUAACAGAAAAAUAAUUUGGUGUGUUCUUGGGCUAAAAGAAACUAGUCAUAACUAAUUGUUGUAUUCACAAUCUAAAAUAUGGCUUUUUAAUAGUAAAGACUUGUUAUUUUAUCUCAAAAAGAAGCUUAUUUACAUAAUCAUUCCAUACACUGUUUAUACAUUUUUGUGUGAAUAUUUAACAGGUUCUAGAUUUUUAAAAAUGUAUACAUUCGUUUUACAAUUUUAUGUGUUUUCUACUUUUACAUAUCUGUUUAUUAUUUAUAUAUUCUUUCAUAUAACUUCUGAUGCUAGAAAACUCAUAUGAGUUCAAAUAACCUGGCAUUAGUUUAAAAAAAGGUUUUAUGUCUACCAGUAGUUUUUUUUCUGUUUUUUUAGAGGGGGGGCAUAAUAAUCUACAGUUUUUCCAAUAUAACAUUUUUAUUUAAUUUUAUAUGGAUGAGAUCACGGCGCAUUUCAAGCAGUUUAAAGGGCAGCACGACAAGACCCUCAUGAAUUACAUAUAUGUUGUACUACUUAUAUCCUGCCGGCUUUAUGCGUGGACUUGCUAGAAAAAACGAUGUCAGUGCUUUUGAGGAAAAUAAAAAGUAUAGAGAAAAGAUAAGAUUUAACCAGGCGUCUGGGUUGCCUAGAAAAUGAUAAUUCAUAAAAUUUAAUCUAUGUUUUUUAAAAUUUCAAAUGAAAUCAGACAUAAACGUCAGUUUUUUCUCCAUAUCAUGACAUCAUCUGAAAACAAUAAUAACCAGUCUGUAUGCACAAUAAUUUUAUUCUGCAUGUAUAUCCCUAUUGUACCAAGGUAUUUUUUCGUUUUGGGAUAGGGUUUCAUAAGCCAUAAGGAAAUAUUUCCGACUGACUGACUCUCUAAUAAAACGCUUCAUUAGGCUACCGCUAACAACUUUUUAAAAUAUUGACUUUUUUCAAGUUAAAUAAAAAUAUUAUCCAUGGCAGAGAGUUUACUUCACUUUUUCAUUGAGUUAACAUACAUUGUAAGAAUCUAGGUAGCACUCAAUAUAUUAGUAGUUGUACGUUCUUUUAAAUGCUUUGCUACAUUGUUUGUACAAUUCUUGAUAAUGAGACAUAAAAAAGAAUGUUAUUUUUGGUUUCCCUACCGACAACCAAUAAUUUGUUUCCUCUCAUAGAUAAAUGAUUGGUAGGUUUAAGCACGGUAUAUGAACCUAGACAAAAUGGUGACCAUUUUUAGUAUAAAUACAGUUUUAUUUUAUUUACUUAUUUUAUUAUUUUUUAUAUCUUGACAAACCGGCACCAUAUUUUUCGGCAGUGAAUUUAGAAACCAACUUUUAUUUCUGCCAUUAAUUCUUGUUUAUAAAAUAUGAAAAAAAUCGGAUGAGGCAAUAGUGAGCUAUUUACUGCUUUGCAGAAAUUUCUUAUUAUACUACAUCUUGGUUGGAUGCCAUUACGUUUAAUAAUACGUUAUAUUUUGUUCGUUCUUGUGUUAAUUUUGUCUUGAUUAAGUUUUAAAUAUUUCAUUUUAGAAACGUGUUAAUGUUGAUGGUGAAUUAUUCUGUUAUUACUCAAAUAUACAAGAUAUAACAAGUCAAGUAAGUUGUUGUAAGUUUCUUGUUGUAUAGCACAUUAAUAAAGAAAAAAGACAUUAAUAAAUAAAUGCAGUUUUUGGU